This is a messenger RNA of Cornus florida, 537 nucleotides long. RefSeq lists its product as uncharacterized. The record is from RefSeq and is a predicted model, not a curated record. NCBI's taxonomy places the organism in Eukaryota, Viridiplantae, Streptophyta, Magnoliopsida, Cornales, Cornaceae. The transcript is spliced from 2 exons. The coding region runs from base 1 to 537 and encodes 178 amino acids.
AUGUUCAUUGGUGGCAAAGGCAAGAUUGGCUAUAUUACUGAUUCUGAGAAAGAGCCAGCUGAGUCAGAGAAGGCAUAUCCACAGUGGUUUGCAGAUAACACUAUGGUUAUGUCUUGGCUAGUCAAUUCGAUGCAACUAAACAUAGCUGUUAGCUAUAUGUUUAUGAAGACUGCUAAGCAGAUUUGGGAUUCAGUUCAACGCACUUAUUCUCAGAGGCAGAAUAAUGCACGAAUUUUCCAGCUGGGGCAAGAUAUCACCAGGAUUUCUCAGGGUGACUUGACAGUUUCAGGUUACAUCGCCAAGCUUCGUGUUAUUUGGGAGGAGAUGUCAUAUUAUAAUUCCUUCCACUCUUGGAAGUAUUCCUAUGAUGCAGUUUUAUAUGCAGGAAUUGUGGAGAAUAAUCGAGUGUUUCAGUUUCUUGCCGGGUUGAACGACGAGUUUAAUUCGGAUUCCCAACCUUUCAGGAACUACACCAUCCCAGUCAAUUCAAAGCACUACCACCAGUCCUCCUCUAGGACGACAACUUGGACGGUGUGA